Molecule: messenger RNA, 4725 nt
Organism: Anguilla rostrata (American eel)
Lineage: Eukaryota; Metazoa; Chordata; Actinopteri; Anguilliformes; Anguillidae
Product: protein naked cuticle homolog 1-like
Exons: 10
Coding region: 279-1628 (449 amino acids)
Biological process (GO): negative regulation of Wnt signaling pathway
Cellular component (GO): cytoplasm
Molecular function (GO): calcium ion binding
Source: RefSeq, a predicted model, not a curated record
CUCCAAAAAGAAUCUCAAGUCUUUCAUGUGCCGCCUUGGUCCAAUAAAAUACGGACUGCCUGCGAGUGGUCGAAUCUAGACGAGCUGUCAAUCACGUUUCCUUGGCGGUAGAUGUGCGGUAACCGCCUUCUGCUUCGCGGAGGCGAGAGGAAAUGCUUGCAUCGAAUCAAAGACUAUAGGAUAUUGUGGAUGCAAAGAACAGAAGUGCUGGGACGUUGCCGAUUUCUGGAUUUCACAUAAGGAAUCAAAUACUUUUCAUUAUAGUCCAAUGCAGAGAAAUGGGUAAACUUCAUUCCAAACAUGCUGCCGUUUGUAAACAGAGGGAGAGUCCUGAAGGCGAUAGCUUUGUAGUUAAUGCCUGUUUGGCGAGGAAAGGAAUCGACGACUGGAUCGUUAAACAGAAAUACUAUUGCACUGGGUCGCGACUAGAGCAGCAGGUCUGUGAGCACAAAACUACCUGUGGACUGUCGACAGGGGUCCCUCCCGAAGAAGAGUAUGGAGAGCGGAUUACCAAAGAACACUACCGUCUAGAAGUGGCACUGCCUCCAGAGAAGACGGACAGCUGCUGGGCUGAGGACAAGAUGCAAGAAAGGGGGGGUCAGGCUCCUGUGGUGGCUAAGAAACAGCUCCAGUUUGAAGAGCUGGAAUGCGCUGUCUCUCUGGAGGAAGACAGCCGCCAAGAGUGGACGUUCACUUUGUAUGACUUUGAUAACAAUGGCAAGGUCACCAGAGAGGAUAUCACCAGCCUGCUGCACACCAUAUAUGAGGUGGUGGACUCUUCAGUGAACCACACCCCCAGUGCCAGCAAAUCCCUGCGGGUGAAGUUGUCUGUGUCCCCCGACUUCAGCAAGAAAUGGAGGAGCUCUCUGCAGAGCGCCACUGAGACUCCCCGCUGCAGGCUAAAGGCAUACAAGUGUGCCGAAGACUCCAAAAACUCUGACAAGAAGUCCCGGGCCCCUCUCAGACGUCACCAUAGCGAUCAUCACACCCAGCAAGGCUGCCAGCGUCACUGCGUGGAUGAAAACCUGGAGCGCAGGAACCACUACCUUGACCUGGCUGGCAUCGAGAACUACACGUCACGCUUCGGGGCAGGCCCCAGCGUGGAUCCAGUAAAGGCAGAGCAUCUGACACGGCCGGUCAACCAGACCAGGUCUCGCUCCCACGAGCCUGAGAACGGGCACUCUCACCCACAUCACCGCCGGCCACAGGCCAACGAGGGCGUGGCCCACCGAAUCCCCGUUCUCGAUGCCGCCUGCCUCCAGCCCCGGGCCCAGGAGCCAGGGAAGCACUCCCUGCGCUCCCCAAAACCCCAGAGCCAGAUGCCACCCCCACCGGCUGCUGGGAGAGCUGUUAGGAGCAGGGGCGCUCCCUCCCAGCCAGUGCUGCUUGGCCAGACCGUGCCAUACCAGUCCUCCGCGCCCUACAGAAGGCAUAAGCCGAGGGCCAAGGAGAGUCAGCAGGCCUACCGGGCCCCCAGACCUCCAGGGCCAGCACUGGAGAAGGAACAGGUGCGGGACCUGCCCAGCGUGCUGCUCUAUGAGGGCGGGCUGGGUCAGGUGGUGCAGAGGCAUGAGCAUCACCACCACCACGAGCACCACCACCACUACCACCACUUCUACCAGUCAUGAGCUCUGCCGCCAAUCCUUCAGGACACCACCCACUGCACACAGACCCUGACGACUGCACAAAGGCCCUUCCUCCAUCCUCUCCUGGGGCAGAGCCUCAGGGGGAGGAGCUGAAGCAGGCCCCACCCGAACUGGGAGACUGUGGCUUGUGUGUCUCCAAAGCCAGUGAGGACUGAGACAUGGCCCGGUUCAGGUCCACCAGGAGCCAUGGCACGAUGCGGGCUUGGAUGCAUUUGGCUGGUGAGAUUGGCGACAUAGGGGGUGGGAGAGGGGAGUUUGAAGAAGGGCUUUGGUUCUCUCUUCCUCAGGACCGAAAAACACUCCUUAGCUGGGCUUCUCUGUCCCUCCUCCCAGAGUAGCUAGAGGAAGCCAGGAGGUCACUGGUGGGGACGGUCCGCAGUCCACUGGCUGAUAUUCAUGAAGGAAGGGAUAGUUUGUGGUGUACCUGUGUGGAAGAAGGGUGUUGUGGACCACGUAGCUCUAGGACCUGGUUCGCUGCAAAUCUACUUCUGUCACUGAAGAUCACUCAAAAAGCACUUCCUGGAGCAAUUGCUCUAAAAAUGACAUUGCUGUUAACAUCGGAUUAAGGCAUUCAUAAGAAUAUCAAGACAUUGAAGAAAAUUUAAAAAGGAAAAAGUGUAUGUGUGCUGAGAAUGGAAUACCCCAAACAGCUGCUAACUCUAGUGUUAUGAUUAUUGCAACUAUAAUUUUUUAUUCAGGUUUUAUUUUCAACUACAUGUAUUAAAUUUAGCCCAUGGGAUUUAUUUUUCUAUUCUUAAGUGAUGUAACAGUAAGCUCCUCACAUUUUCUUACUGUCAACAAUUGUCAACAAUAUGAGCUUUACUGAUGCUGUGUUUUUUAUCCACAUUAUGAAAGCAAAGCUUCUCUCUAUGUUAUCUGGUAUGUUCUCACAAUAUGUUUUUUGAAGGCCUCACCCUCACAUUUGGAGUAACUGAAGUUCUUGUCCCAAGGCUACCUUAUCGGAGUGAAAUUCCACGGUUAGGGACAGUCACAGUCAUACAAGCCACAGACAACAGGAUUAUUUAUAAAAUAGAUACUCUUUCAGGUAAAUUUCUAUUCGCUCGAUAAUAGUGGUUUAACAAGUAAUAUUCGAGGCACUGAUUGUGGGUAUGUAGAACUGAAAGUUUCAGGCCAACAGUGAUGCCAGUAGCUUAUGGUAUAAUACAGUCACACUGAAAUCAAAUACACAAAGGUGGGUUAAAACCAAGAUAUGUUUGUAAUAUAGAUAAUUUCAGUCCUUAGCUGUACAUUGCUGUCACCUUAUUUAAUAGGCUACUGUCAUUUUGUAGCUAUAGACAAACUAUAAAAUUCCCAGUAAUCACUGUAUUCCUUAGCCAUAGAGAUGUCCCAUUUUGUCUCGUAUUUCAAUUUAUCCCAGCAACCUUUAGCUACUUUAGUCAGUUGAUUAGAUAACCAAGUAGUCAUAGAAGCCUCAUGUGACAGAACAACUAGCACUGACUGUGAGAUGAGAGAGUGAACAUGAGGAUAAUUAGAGAGUGUCACUUAACCACGAGUUGACAAAAAUCACAGUCAAAUCUGAAAAUGGCAGGGUUUCCAAUCUUGUAAAUGUAUGGACUGUAGAAAUUAACAGUGAAGUGUUCAUGAUUGCAUAAAUGUAGCACAAUAUGCUUUCAAUUAUGGAAUCAACAUGUAUGCUAGCUAACUGUAAUGUUGAUCAUAAUUGGCCACAGUCACUUUGUAUUGCAAAUAAUGAGUCAUUAUGUUAUCUGAUAUAAGACUUUUGUCAUCUGUCAGGAUCAUUUCUUAUUUGUGGUUUACUGUUUCAUAUUCCAAAAUAGGUAAUUUUAGCAACACUAUGCAGCUAUUCCAAGUGCAGUAUUUUAUGCUAUUUGCUACAUCCACCGAGCUAUACGCAAUUAGGUAGUAUAACUGGAUUUUACAAAAGUUUCAUUUCAGAGCAGACACUGGUCAAAUUGAGCGGUCUUUACAAUAUAUCAUUCUUAUAGGUUACCCAUGUAAGAUUAAUGUAUCUGCACAGUGCCCACUCCAAAUGAAAGGAAAUGCACUUAUGGAUUUUUAUUACUUGGCUUUAUUGAUGUGUGGUAUGUGGUCAAUCAAACUGACUUUGCAAUUUGUUCAGCUAAGUUGGUAAGUUCCGUGUAGCAACCGGCUAUGCAGCGUGGUGGACAUAGCUAGCAUCACAAUGUGUAAGAUCAAUAGGUGGCUGUAUUUGAAACAAAUUCCAAUAUCACCUCUGCAUGAAUUUCUAACUUGAAUUUAGCAGCCUACCAUAGCUAAAGAACAAAAAAAAAAUGCUGUGGAACCUUUAUCUCAAGUGCUUUUAUUUUUGUAAUGAAUAGAUUGACCCAUUUCUUAGUUUAUUAGACUGAAAAUUUAUUGAAUACAUUCAGGAUGAACUUGAGAGACACCCAUUUCCAAAUGUUAUCUUUUGGUCCACUUGUGGCUGGACCAAAGUAAAUACAAUGUAUUGUUUUGUUGCGUCUGAAUUAGGGAUGUGAAAAACUCUGAAAACCAUUAAACAUUUACACGGUGCAAAACACGGCUUCCACAUUUAAACAAGUUUUGGGGAGGGGGGGAUUUUUUUUCUAAAUUUGCUGCAUUGCAGUUUAAACCGGCACACUACCCGAACUAUAGCCAAGAUGUGCUUUUAUACACUAAGCUGCAAAAAAGCAGCCACAGAGAGGACAUCAAAAGGAAAUAUGGAGGCCUAUAUAAGCAGUGCAAAACACAGAAAGGUGCCAUAUGAUGAGUAGUACAGAAAGGAUAACUUAAAAUGUCUUGAUAGGAUAAAACAGUAAUAAGGUGUUGGGUUUACUGAAUCUUAAAAAAAAAAAAAAAGAUAUACAGUGCCCUCCUGAAGUAUGGGAACAGUAGCCUAAAUGAGGACUGAAGACAGAAAUCCACCCAACACGAAUAUCAAUUUAAAAAGGCUGCAGUAAAGGUCAAGAAAGGCAUUUCCAGAGAAGAUACACAAUGAUUGGUGAUGUCAAUGGGUCGUAGAUGCAGCUGAAAGUGAGAAGACUCAACACAAAAACAGCUGUUUCUGUAAAUUGGUAAAUAUGCCCAUGUAAAUAAAAGCUAUUGUACUUUUGUCUCA